Molecule: messenger RNA, 13636 nt
Organism: Sitodiplosis mosellana (orange wheat blossom midge)
Lineage: Eukaryota; Metazoa; Arthropoda; Insecta; Diptera; Cecidomyiidae
Exons: 4
Coding region: 1928-11869 (3313 amino acids)
Source: RefSeq, a predicted model, not a curated record
GCCAAAGGAAACCCUAUACACACACUCGCCUCGUUGCUCUCUAUUGUUUCUUUUGUAUUCAAAUAUACAUACGAAUGAAAUGAUAAACGAAAAAACAAAAUAGAACCAGAUAAAACAUACGGUCUAACGAUUCGUUAUCACUACGAAUCGAGUAGUGCACAGAAAUUUGGAGCUAUUACAUUUUCGUCAUGUGUCGUUUCGGUCAUAGCAGAGUACAGUUCUUUUGUGUUUGAAAGUGUAUCGAGCUGUCAUUUUCAGCUUUAUUUUAUUUUAAUUUUUCUUUUUUUUCAAUUGAUUUCGUUAACAUUUUGCAGUUGAUGAAAAAUUCAUUUUUUCUUGCUGACUUACGUCAAUGUGAUUUCAUUGUCACAUAUUUCGCAUAAGAGGAAAACGAAAUAGAACGAGUUGAAAACGUUUUAUCUGAAAAGAAACGAAAGAAAGAAAGAAAGAAAGAAAAAAAAAAUCCGUGCUGAUCCAUACACAUAUUGGCGAUCAUAUUCAUUUAUAUACAUGCAUAUGACGAGAGUGACAAGAACUGAAAUGAUUUGUUCAAGUGUGGUAUGUGUAAUUGGGCUGCUGUGUGUAAUAUAUUCGGAUUCUCAUUGUGAGUAGAGCUUGAUAGAAAAUUGACGAUUCGAUUAAUGCACAAUUUAUUUAUAUUCAUUAUAUUUGGGUGCCUUUGUCAAAGCAUGACUGUGUAUGAAAUACGACCGACUAUGGUGUAUACAUCCACUUGAAACAUCACCACGAUGUGCUUGCAGUUAGCACCUUCAAUGCAUAUUGUUUGAUCGCAUUUGCGCUGGAAUCAUUGUCGUAUUAAUCGAAGACACACAAUAAAACUGAAAUGAAACGAAACAAAAAAUGAAAAUAAAAAUAAAACUAAAUGAAAAAAGAAUAAAACGUAAACGGAAUGAGAAACGUAUUAAGGACCGAAUACAACAAUAGAAAAAUUGAACAUUUGUAUUGGUGUAUAUGUCACAAAACGCGCGACAACGACGACGACAGCGACUUGCACACAUCGCUAUCGCCACCGCCACCGCCACCAUCAUAUACCAUUGGGAAAUAAUACGAAAACAGAAACCGACAUACAUAUCCGCACAGCACUGUGCUGGAGUAAAGAGAGACAAACGUUCGCCACGCAUUACAAUACACAUUACACAUCAAUGUUCAACUACACAUAAUCAAUCGCUAAAGUAACGGCCACAGUAGCGACAAAUAAACGGAACGAACAACAGAGCCCCACACACAAAAUGAAGUGAAUUACGAGCGGAACGAACGAAAAAAAAUAGAAAGAAACAAAUUCGUACGAUAUGAUUUUUAGUUUCGCAGUGAAAAAAAAUCAAUCUAUAUACGAAAUAAAAAGAAAAACAAAACAAAAUAAUGAAAAUAUCGAAAAACGAGAACCAAAUACGGGCGAAAAGUGAAAAGAGAAACAAAUAUAUUGAAAAGUAAAAAUUGUUGUCGGAAAAAUUAUCAUUAUCAAGCGUAUGGAAUAACGUGUACAAAGAAAGAAGAAGAAGAAAAAAAAAAUAUAUAUAACGUGAAUUUAGUCGUACUUAAGUAUUUAGGUCUACGUGGUUUGCAACUUUUCGCCCCAAUUAAAAAGUUUUUAAUACUUUUUUUUCAUCCACUGUACCAAAUAAACAACCAUUGAUUCUAUCAGCAGAGAAAAAAUCCAACAAAGUGCACUUGAGAAUAGAGCCAAAUCCAAAAGGGAAUUGAUUUUACGAAGAGAGAACCGAACGAAUUGGCGCUCCAAAGAAAGCGAAGCUGAAUGAAAAUCACACAAGCGUGAUUAUCAAAACAUAUCUCGAUCCGCAUGUGUUUUAGACGAUUUUAAAUGAAGAAAUUAAUGGAGUACCAAGUGUCAAUUUUUCACGUCUUACGUUAACAAAAACAAAACACAUAAAAUAACCAAUAAUGCAGCAUGGAUCAACAGAAUUACUGGAAACACAACAUCGGAUCGCUGAACUACCAACCGAUGUUUGGCAAUUCAGGAUCCGAAUAUCAAGCGUCAGGCUAUACGGAGCAUCCGUCUUUACAUCACCCGACCGGUUUCAAUUUUAAUGGCAGCCGCACAUCGACUGGCACAAACAAUGCUUGUAGUGAUCCAUCCAAUACAUCGUCGGCCGCCAAUUUGUCGCGAACCGCUACCAACAAUAAUAAUCUGUCUGCAAAUUCGUCAACAACAAAUGAGUACAAUGCAGUGCCUUACAGUAGACUUUAUCCAUUCCUAUCGGACAAUUCAGUACAAAAUAUAUCAUCAGCUUCGACAAAUACAUCCGAUUGCAAUAACAUCACAUACGGUAGUGCGUUUAAUAGUAGAACAUAUGAAAAUACGACAAAUUCGGCGCAUGUUCCCGUUAUAGCAGUGACAAGUAACAACAGCUCACACAGCCGAGUCUAUCACUCGAACAUUGGCUAUGGAUCGUAUCAAAACGCUGAUUACAGUCUGCACAAGACGUUGAGUCAAAAUUAUUCGACCGACAAUGGUUCGAUAGGGCCAUCGUCAUCGUCGUCGUCAACAUCGAAUCGAACCUCACUGAGUGCAUCGACAGCGUUUACGCCGAUGGAGCAUAUCGUGCAACCAUCUGCGAAGAAUCGUGGCCACAGCAACGCAGAAGGGAAAACAUCGGCAAAAACGAGCGUAAUCAAACCGCUGAAUGCGUAUAAUGCGACCGCUUCGGUAUCAGGUGCGUCGGGAACGAUGCCGAUCAAUUAUACCACGAAAUAUCCCGUUCCAUCGUAUCCCGGUUAUGCGAACAACAAUAAGACUGCAUCCAAUUUGGAAAAAUCUCCCGCAACUGUAAAUCGCUUGUAUGCGACGAAUAAAAAUGCAGAUGUGUAUUGCCCGGAACCGAUUUCGGCUGCUCGAUAUACAAACCAUGGCUAUGGACUAAACACUCCGGGCACUGGUCACACAAAUUCACAUUAUUUAGCCGCUACAAACAGUUAUCCGCUGAACUAUGGUCAUCACUAUUUGACGCAACACCAAAACAGUGUUUCACAUCAGUCAAAGAAUUUGCUCACCGCACCCACAUACCACCACUCGGCAUCACUCGACGAAAGUGUAUCGGCUAAUUACUAUAACCGACAGAAUGGCCUUGUUGUGAGACCAACACCAAAUCCGUACAAACAAACUCAACUACAAUAUCCGAAUGCAUACAACUAUGGACGGAGUAGUAAUAUUAUCAAUUCUUCUGGUGCUAAUCAUUCUAGCAGUAACAGUCAUUCAACGCUGCCAAAACCUCAAUCGCAAAAGCCGGCCAACGAUUCGUAUAAUUCGCUGGCUCUUGAUUUCGAUAGCGCAUACGAUAGAAGCAAUUUUCGACAAUACAGUUCGAUGUAUGGUUCGAGUUACAUUGAUCCAACUGGUUUUGAUGAUUAUUCGCAAUACUCUGGUUUUGCAUCGGCCAAUUCGGUGUCCGUACCACUUUAUUCGCCCAAAGCAUCGGGAAAACAUCUUCUGUACAAUUACAAUGCUGCCGGCCUGAAUGUGUACAACAACAAUGCAGCCCAUGGAUCAUCAACACAGCAAACGUCACAAUCAGUCAACGCCACAUCAUCGUCGUCAUCACUACCCACCACAUCUACGACAACAAUCGUUCAGCAGCCCGUGCCGAUAAAUCCAAGUUCCUCUCAAUUGAUCUCAAGCAACUACGAUGCAACGUCACUGCAUCCACAUCCGAUACUGCCACCGUCUCUGUUCAAUAACAACAGCAAAGAGUAUUGCCCAUCGAAUCAAUAUCAGCAAAGUCCAUACGCUCCGCAAAUUCUGUAUUCAACACUACAAAACGGUGGCUACUAUUCAUCGGUGAAAUCAAAUCAGUCUGCACUCUUUCCAGCACAUUUGAGCGAUGUGCACGGUGUUGGACAUGAGAAAGUGAGCGCGGACAAAGCAUUGCCACAACAUCACGGCAAAUACUCGAUUGAUCUCGAGGAUCAGAUAAAUAGUUCGAAAAUAUCCAAAGUGCCGGGUGGAACAGUGAUACCAAAUCCAAAGCAUCAUGCAGCACGUGCAAAUGAUUUUGGGCCGAAAAUGCCAGUGAUACAUGUACAGGAUAAUGUGCGACUACGUAAAAGUGGCUCUAGUCAAAAUGCAAUCGAAAGCAAUAGAAAUCCGUAUGUUUAUAAUAGCAAUCCGUACGGGAGCAACUGUCACUAUCAGUCACAACAGCAAUGGCAACGGUCGUCACCAUCAACGGCCGCGCCAACAGCAACUACGUCAACCACAUUGCAUUUGCAUCCAAAGAAGCAAAGCCUUCGCGAUUUCUUGUCCACAUGGAACGAAGAUGAAGAAGAAGAAAUCGAUGUAACGGCCAAAAAAGCAUCCAUCGGACACGGUCACAGCCACGGCCACGGUCAUGGUCACGGCCAACACAGUUCAAGAGAAGUGUUGCAAUCAGCAAACAGCAAAGCCAUGCAUUUGGAGCGACCGAAUAAAAUCAAUGAAAAUGUGCCUGUGAUCGUACAACCAAUUCCCAUCCACCAUCCGAUUCCACAUGCUCCUCCAAUGCAUGCUAGUCAUUUGCAACCGAUCGGUCGUGUACCACCACCACUAAUGCCACCAACUUAUCCAGGUUUACCAAUGCCGAAUGCUCCGAUUCAUGUUGCGAUCAGCGUUGAUAAUGGAAGCCAAAACUUGCCGGAUAUUAUCAUUGACAUCGAGAAAACGAAACCGAAUGGUGAAGGUGAAUGCUUUGAACGGACAAAUGUCAUUCAAGAGGUUCCAAAAUCAUCGGAAAAACUGUACGUUCUCAAUGAAAUCGAUAUCCCCGAAUCUGAUCUCAGUAAAUACCGACACCUUAGCGUUGUGAAUAAAAUUCCUGAUAAUUUUGUAUUGCCACCGCCACCACCUUUGCGCCAUGAAAAUGGCGCACCAAAUGUCAAUGAACCGGUCAAAUGUGUGGAAAAGGCUGAUUCAGAGCAUACGCAACAGGCCAAAGAUGAUUUUGAAACGAACGCUAAUGUCAACGAUGACGAUGAUGAUCUGAAAGACAUUGUGGAAACGAAAAACUUUUCGAUUGUGCAAAAUGUUCGAAAAUUACUUAAGAAGUAUCGUAAACGAGAUCAAAUACGCAAUAAACAAAGAAAUGCACCGAAUGUCCAAGAUAAUUUACAGCCACCAAAUGAGCAUAACAGUGAUUUAUCAACACCAUUGCUAUCGCCGGCUCAUGAUUUCGAAAUGGCAUCGGCCGUUGAUUUGUCCGUGCACAGCAAGGAAAUUAUCGAUGAUAUUUCUGUAAAUAGUAAGGAAAUUAACGAAUUUAUUGAUGAUUUGUCAUUGGGUAGUGAUGUUGAUAGUGGAUCUGAGUAUGAUGCUUUGAUUGCGAGUCCUUUAGCCGAAAUAUUACAACUAACUGAACCUCGACCAUCGACGGCCAAUGAUAAAAGUGACAGUGAUAGCGAAACAAGCAAAAACCAAAUGGAAAGUCGAAAUAAUGGCUUAGUCGAAGCCAAUGGUCUCAAAAACAAAGAAAAUGACGAGGAUGCAAAAACGAUCGAAAAUGUCCAAGAUGUUGCAAGUGAUGAAAACAUUCCAAAAGACGAAAACACCGAAAUGAUUCAGAAAGACAUUGAAGUAGUUGAAAAGGUGACAAGCCUCGAAAUUGUGAAAGAAGACGAAGUCAAAGUAGUUGAAGAAAAUGGAAAUGCUGAAAGUAUUGAAGAUAUUGAAAUAGUUGAAAACAUUGAAAAAGUCGAAAAAAUCGAACGAACUGAAAAUUUUGAAAAACCAAAGGAAGUUGAAGUCGUUGAAGAAGUGGAAUUGGUUGAAAUUGUCUGUGAAAAACUGGAAGGACCAAAUGAAUCGAAGGAAGAAGAGAAAAUGGAAGAGGAACAAGAGGAACAACAGGAACUUAUAGCAAAAGAGACUUCGAUUGCUUUGGAAACUUCCAUCGACACAUUGAAAAAUUUUUGUAUCAAAAAAUUCAACACCGAAGAAUUUCGUAGUUAUUAUAAGGAAACUGUAAUCAAUUCAACAAAAGACGAAGAAAUCGUAACCGAUAAUUCAAGUCCAACGGAAAGUAUUGCAACAUUCCAUGAUAUUGAACAGCCCAACCAUAUGAAAUGCAAUGAUGCAGAUACAAGCGAAGUCAUUAUGAUUGAGGAUGAGGAAGAAGAACAGGAAUUGCGUACCGAACAACCAGUAAUAAAAGCGCUACCCAUACGCAUGGUACCCAGCCUUCGUAGUUUGGCAACACCAAUUGUACGAAUGCAUCAAUUUAAUUUGUCAUCAAAUUUGAAGCCUCUAAAAAUCGUUUUUGAAAUGGAAUCACAGCGAAAAGUGGCGGCUUUGGAUGCUACAAUCGAUACUUGCACCAACAAAGUUCCAACACUGCAAGAGCUUGCACGUGAGGUAGCAAACACAAUUUAUUCAUUUAAUGUUAAACAACUUCAGGAAUUAUGUAGAUUAGCCAUAGAGAAGUUCAAUACUGUUUAUAUAGAAGCCUCAAGGAAUAGUAUUAUUUCCGAGCCUAAUACACCAGGCAAUAUCGCCGAUCCAUUUACAGGUGAGUUCAAAUGUGAAUUUAUUUAUAAAAACUCGUUACAUUUGUGCAAAUAUGCACAUUUUACCAUUUCAGUUGUGCCGGUUGAGAAAAUAGCACGAAUUGAAAAGCAAUCAGUUAUCCAGAUAGUUCAAUCAAAUGGGAUGCAAUCACCUUAUAAUAUGUCUGAAAUUAUGGAUGAUUCUUUGACGGACGAAACACCGGUGAAAUCGUUGAAAAUUUUGGCCCAAAUUUGUGUUGAUGAGCUAGAGAAAUGUAAUAAGAAGGAAAUACAGGCCAUAGGUUCUGCGAAUGAAAACGACGACAGCAUUUAUAUUUCAAGUGAUUCCGAAACCGAUGCAUCGUCGACAAGAAGUUCACAACGGGGUGUCAUUACUGGUGGCAUUCGAAAGCCAAGUUAUAGUGAAAGCGGAUCCGGAACUGGAUCCAGUAGCGAAAGUUCUAGUGAUUCUAGUAGCAGUGAUUCAGAUGAUAGUAAUGAUGAUGAUGAUGACGACGACGACGACGAUGACGAUGAAGUGGAAGAAAAUGGAAAUGCAAAAGUAAAAGAGAAAGAAAACGAAAAUAAUAGCGCUGAAUCAGUUAAAAUAACAGAGCCACCGAUAAAUCCCGAAGAAAAUAAAAAAAGGAAAAUUGAUGUGCAACAAAUUGUCGAUGAAUGGUCCUCGGACACAGAUAUUUGUGAAGACAGUUCAUUAAAAGUGAGAAAAAGGGUUGACGAAAAUACGAUUGAAAAUGAAAUCGACAGUUCGACCAUCGUUAAUGAAAAUGCAGUGACCGUAGUGUACAAUCCCAGUGCGUUGAAAGAUAUUUGCCGUGAAGUGCUUCAGGCUCAAUCGAUGAUAAUUCGAUAUGAGGUGCCAUCGUUGCGAUUUUUGUGUGAACAUACGUUGGCCAGCAAUGGAAUGGAAAUUCCGUUGAUUUGUUUCGUUCAAGAGGAACCAUACGAAUAUAUGACCACGGACCAGCCGUCUAACGAGGAUGAAGGUGUUUAUUUGUGUUUAGACAGUGAAUUCGAUGAGACUGAACUGGCGAGUUUGUUUAGUGGUGGUGGAAAUGGGCUUUAUGAGUCUGUCGGAAUCGAAGAAGUGGAAACGGAUGAAAGUGCCAGUGAUAAAACUAGCUUUAUCGAUCAAUGUGUUGCCUUACAAAAUAUCCUAUCGUCUCCACCGCCGGAGGAUAAUCAACCAAAGGCCCGCAUUGAAAUACUAUCAGAGGAAACGGAAUACUAUAUGGAUCCAAAUGGAUUCCAUGACAGUAUUCAGUAUGAGGAAACAGUUCUGCCUUCGGGAAACAAUAUCGAAGAUCCGACCAUAGCAAUUACAAAGCUUAAAAUAUAUCUCCAAAAGAAAUAUGUACAUCCAUUAAGCUAUCAUAAAAUGUUUGUCAUCAAUAAGCUGCUACGAAAAUAUAAAGUGCAUCAUGUGUCGUUUUGCAAUAAGAAAUCAACUGUGCAGAAGAAAUUGCAUAAGAAAAUUAUGAAGUUGCGUCAAAAAGCCAAGCAACGUCGCAAGCCCAAAAAACUGGCCACACGACGUUCCGCUCGCAUCGCCGGCAAAAUCAAACAGCAAAAUGAAUUCGAUUGGAAAGUGGAAAAGGAAUCAACAAAAUCGGCAAAACUCAAUAAGAGCACAAAAGGUGAAAACAAUUCUAAACCUGAGCCAACGGAAAGUAAACGUUUCAGCAAAAUUAAGAACGUAAAUGAUUUGAUUCAAAAUUCUGGCAAUAAGAAAAUAAUGGCCGAGUCUGAUAAAGAAACAAUAACGCGAGAUAUUCUUAAAUUAAUUGCGCAAAAACGUACAUUGAAGCGAAAAUUGUCGAUUUGUCAACGGCCAAACUUUAGCCUCAACGAUGACGGCUAUUGUUAUCAUGAAGAUGGGCAAAUUAGUGAAAUGUUGAGCUCGUUUAUAAACAACAGUUUCGAUGAACCAAGAGCAGAUUCGUUGAAUGUAAAAAAGUCCCGUUCGCAAAAACCAUCCAUCGAAACCCGAGCGAUGAAAGAAGGCAAAAAGAAGAAAGUCUCACCAAUUAAACUGAAAAAGCAUAUAAUAACCGACGAUAAGGGCAAGUUGAAAAAAUCACAUUCGAAAGAAAAAAAUUCAAAGAAAGAGAUGGCAACCGACAAAUCACAAAAGAGUUCAUUACCACCGACUGAAGCAUAUGCUAUUAAUAAGACUGAAAAGAAGAAUACAUCCCUUGGAAAGACUCUCGCAUUUCCCACGAAAGCAUCGGUUAAGGAAGUGAUCCCCGCAAAACGAACGCGUUUCCUGUCAAUUGACAGCUCAUUAAUGAGAUACGGUGCAGAGUCAAAGAGAUCGUACAACCACAUGAAAUCAUUGAAACAAAAUUCAGAGUCGCCAGAAUUGCGCAGAGGAAAGGUGUCAGCACAGAAACCGUUGAAGACAACAACCGUGGAUGCGGCUGCGACGAAAAAAAUGGUUCAAAAAUCAAAACGAAUCAAAGAGAAAAACGGAACCGUUUCGGAAAUUAAAAAACCUAGUGAAUUGAAGCAAUUGCCUAAAGCAGCACAAAAAGUCACACAAUCUCAGAAAGCCCAAAAUGCAUGUGAAAAAGUUAAAGUUCCACUCAAACAAGCAAUCAAAGAAAACAGUGAAAUGAAAGAGUUGCUCAUUUCGAAGCCAGUUGCAAAGGAAUCACCUCCGAUUGAGACAAUUGAAUUGUCUGAAAAAUCUGCGGCAAAAGCGAUAAUUAUCGAAGACGUCAUUUUGAAAAGUGCCACUGACUUUAGUAAUGCAUGGAAACAAUCAUACUUUGCAAAUAAAUUACAACCAAUGGGUCAUGAUGAAUCAAAAUCACAGGAAAAUAAUGUUGAACAAAAUGACCUUAGCGAUAAAGCCAAUUCAACCGAAAACGAUGAAGGCGUCCUGAACACAAACCCUCCGUUAAAACUGUCGAUUAAAAAGCAAGAUAAACCUUUGUCGGAACGAAGCCUAUGCUCAACCAUGGUAUCACCACUCAAAAUCAUCAUCGAACCAAAGCGAGACUUCUUACAAAUGACGCAUAAGGAGAGAAUACUUGCGAAAGAUCCGUUGGCAAUUGGCCAAUUUAAUGACUCAAAUUUAAAUAUUGUUGAAUCUCCACCAGACGAACACGUUGUCGAAACGAAGGAAGUGCACAAAGCAUCACGAUUGUUAGAACGACUCAAAAGUCUGUCAGAAAAGCCAUUGCCUAAGGAUGUUAAUCAGGUGGUGAAUAGGUCAAUUUCUCUUCAAAGUGAAGCAGAAGUCAAACCAAACGACAACAAGAAGGUAGAAGAAAAAUUGCAACCCAAAUCAGAGCCCAUUUCGGUCAGAAAUGAAAUUGCGGACGUUAUAGUUUCGCAAGAAAAACCAGUAUCAGUAGCAACAACGGCGUCACACACAUUGGAUAAUAGCACAUUGUUCAAAAUAACCGAUACGGAUGCUACAAUUAAGCCAUAUUUAGAUAUAGAAAUGCUGUUACCAUCCACGCGAAUUCCUCAACCAAAACCGGCUAAGCGAUGUCUUAAACGUGCUCAAACCAUAUCUCACGCAGAGACACCAUACCACCGAACCUUCGAACCAAUGCAAUUGCGUUCAUCGAACUUUGCUUGGAAUCAAAGGCAAAUGGGCCUAUCAAAGGAACCCACCAAAAAUCAGUAUCGUUCGAGUUUACCAUACAAAUCAAUAGAAAAUCCAUUCACAAUACCAAAGCGAAAACCGAUACUGAAAACCGUGUCACCGCCCAGAACGACCUCUUCACCAAAAACCAACAACGGCUCAACUAAUGCUCCGGUAACGCUUCAGCGAACACCAAUCGAUAUGUCAUCGUAUCCUGAUCCUGAAUCAUUGGAAAUACCUUCAAUUGAUCUACGUUCUUCGGCACUGUGUAAUUCGCCUCUUAGCUUACCAUUGCCAAUGUCAAUACCGAAACCGGUGCUUAAGCCAGUAACCUUAACUACAAUGCCAAUAAGCAAACCAACGAUUGUAAACACGGAAACAGUCAAAGCAUUUAGCCCAGAAAUCGGCAAUUUUGAGGUCAAGGGAACAAUUUCUGAAAAUAAUUGCAUGUCCGAACCUCGUCUAACCAUUUCAGAUCCACGUCUUGUUAACGAUGCUGAACGAAAGUCACCUAUCAUACAUGCCCAUUUACCAUCCAACGUGCCAUCCAUUGCGCCCGCCAUUUCACCGGCUGUUGCGCCAAGGAGUCCGUCAAUCAGUUUACCGCUCAACAUACCGAAGAACAUACCAAUGAAUAUUCUAUCAAGUGCGCUCACAAGUUUUCAAUCAAAUGAAUCACCAUCAAAUGCAUCACCGACAGUGUCUUCGGCGAACAUAACACCAAUGCAUACCCCACCCCCAGCAAAUAGAACACCGAUUCAUACACUUUCGGUUCACACACCGAAUACCAUAAUUUUGCCACCAAUGAAUAUGCCACCUCCAAACAUGAUUCCACUGAAUAUGCCACCGCCGAAUAUAUUACCACCAAGCAGCAUUCCAAAAGCAAAUGUCCCAAUGAUGCCGCCUGAGAUGAGCACUAUUCCACUGGAACUGGAUCGUGUUGUAACUCAACAGCGGAAGAUACGCGAAAUGCGACGCCGGAAUAGUCUUUGCGUUGCUGAAAUCAGUAACUAUCAACGUAAUAUACUGAAUAAAUUCGCAAAUAGCAUCAAACAGAAGAAAUUGAAGAUAGAAGACAUCGAAAAGAUUAUUUUCAACAAACCACCGUCGCCCAGCUCAAGUUCGGCCAGCAGUAGCAGUAGUGAGUCGGAUAGUUCUGAUUCUGAUUCCAGUGAGUCGGAUAGUAGCAGCAGUACAAGUUCGGGCAGUGUACGAAAGUCUCGACGACAUCACAAAAAGAAGCGCUCACAUAAACGCAACUCCAAUUCCGAUGACAGCAGCUCAGAAUCGAGCAGUUCGUCCAGCUCAUCGUCAGCAUCAUCGAGACAUGGAGCAAAGCGGGCAAAGCAUUAUCGAAAAUCGGUACCAAAAAUAACAAAAACGCCAUGCAAUCGGAAAAGCUAUGGAAAAGCUACACCCAAGCCAAUCUUCGAUAUUGAGACGAUCAAACAGAACGCUUUGAUGGGUUGCGUUUUGCACGAAGAAAUUAUUCGCAAUAAACUCAAUCAAAUGUCAUCAUAUCCAAACAUUUCGAGUCGUUCUCCAUCCUACAUUCAACAGAGCCCAAACACAUCGGCUCUGCGAUCUGUAGGUGACACAACACCAGAUUCUGACCACACAGCAAAAGUUCCAUUUGUAAAAUUGCAACGGAACACUUUCAUCGAUAAUUUGGCUGAAAACUUUGCACAAGAACAACAUAUCAACAAUAAUAACAAUAAGAACAACAAUUCGACCAGGUAUAAGCGAAAACGCUCCGACUAAACAGUAGACCUGAGCCGUUUCAGUGUAUUUAUUUAGUAUUGAGACGCAACAUUUCGAUACCAAAAAUAUGGAGUAGACAUUUAUUCUGAACUAGAAAAUGCCAUUUGAAUAUUAAAACGCAAAAAUUGGGAUGUUUUUUUGCAAGCGAUUACAGAAAAAAACAACAGCAGUUUAUUACAAUCACAUUCACAUGCACGCAUACGCAUACGUAUACGUUGCUUUAGUGUCGAUAUCGCAUUCCAUUCAUCUGAUUAAUCCAUUUGAAAGAAAUCUAAAUAAAUUUCUCAAUUCGUUUUUUUAAGUCAUUUUUGAAUGUGUGUAUGAUAAUAAAUUAAAUAAAUAAUAAAGUAAAAAAAAGGCUAUCAUCGAAAAAAAAUUCCAUUUCCGACCGUGUUACAUCGGUUCUAGAAUCCAAUAAAUUAUGAAUGCAAACUAAAUUUGAAGCAAUUCAUGCAUGAAUCACAUGUAAUCAUCGAUCAUACAUACACAGAUACACACAACACGCACGCAAGGCACAAAUUGAUGGGAGGAUUUGACUUUGCAUGUGCUUUCAUGUGUUAAACACAAGUACGCUUUUUCUUCAAAUUUUGAGAAUAUACGGUUCAGGUUUAGCCCAAACAAUUUAUUGAUUGCUUACGUUUUAUGAUCGAGUUAGAAAUUAAAGUAAUUGAUAACGAACGAAUGAAAGAAAUGUGUCACCUGUGUAGUUCUAUACCACUAACAUAACAUAAAUAUCCAAACUAUAAAGCGAUAAGUGUUUUUAUGUAAAUUGGCUUCAAUCAAACUUGCCUUUAGCUUCAGCUUUUAAGGAGAAAAAACAGGUAUUUAUUCUUAAUUUAUAAAUUUUUACUUCGAAAUAGUUUUUAUGAAUGUGUUUUUAUUUUGCAAGAAAAUUGUUAAGAAUAGAUAGAUAGAGAGUAGCAAUAGAUAGGGCGAUAUGAAAAAAAAACAGUAGGGUUAUUUUGUAUUUAAGUGCAAUUUCUAAGGCAAAAUAUCACUAAAUACGUAAUAAGUUGACGCAUUUCUUAAAAACGAAAAAUAAAGUUUCUAUGUUUGCUUUACAUAAAAUGAAAUCAACAAACGUGUUUUCUCUUCACUAAUAAUGUGCAUUAAUCGAAUGGCCCGGAACCGAGGAUGUUUUUUUUAUGUUUGUGUUCUCAAAGUACAAAUUUUUAAAUAGAGACUUUUCUAAAAUCACCACAUAAACAAAAUCAGAUGAAUUCAAAAAAAAAACAAUGUAAAAGGCCGUAAUAUUUUGUACAUAAAAAAUGGAAUGAAACUAGAAUUUAAAUCCACGUUUUCAAAUUGAAAAGACAUAAAUAUAGGAAGCGUGAGAAGAAAUUGAGUGCCUAUUUGAAUGUCAUCAUUUAUUUAAAACGGUUUUUUUGAACUUGACUGUGUCCGUGUGCCCAUCCAAUUUAUAAUUGGAAUGCUUGAAUAUUAAAUAAAACAAUUGAAGUUGAAAUUGACGUUAUCGAUUCGAUGUUUGAAAUUGUGAGAAAGUUCAUGGUUGUUGUUUUUCUCCUUGUCAACGGUUUCUUGUGAUUUUUUUUUAAAUAAUUGUUCUACAUCUUCAGGUCAAACUAACAGAAAAACCUGAUGAAGAUAUAGCUGAUUCAGUUUGUUUUGCAGAAAAAGAAAGGAAAUGUCACUGGUGUAUUUGUCGUUUAAGUAAAUUUGACCAACAAACAAUUUUCAUACCAAUGUUUCGAAAAAUUUAAUGUAAAAUGUAAAUAAAUCAACAAUUUUUUUGGAAGUUAAUCAAAA